Molecule: messenger RNA, 2772 nt
Organism: Prorocentrum cordatum
Lineage: Eukaryota; Dinophyceae; Prorocentrales; Prorocentraceae
Source: the annotation of a GenBank genome assembly
AUGCACAUCGACAGGUACAAACAGGACAAUGUCUUCAAGAUAUUGCUCGACGAUAUCAUGAAUACCGUCAAGAACCUCAUCAGUCGCCAACUCUACGACUUCGUCGACACUGACCAAGUGAGUGCUACCCUCAUCAGCCACAUCAUGAGCAUCCAAUCCGAGAAUUCGAUGAGUUACGAAGGUAUCAGAAGGGUCAUCAACGCGAUACAGACGGCAACAGCACCGCAGCCGAGGCAGAACCACGACGACGCCCAUCUGCAAGACCACUCUACCCGCGAUGCGAUCAACCGACUGGUCGACUCCAUCAGCAGCAUUUCCUACGCCAAGAUUACCCAGCUCUUCGAGCUGCACACGCACAAUAUCAUCAAUGACAGCCUGGCUACCGUCAUCAACCUGGACUCCAUGUAUGACGAAGCUCAUGACCCAGAUAGGCGAGACGGGCACGAUCAGAUCAUGAACUACCUCAUUGGCGCAAUACGCAACAACCAGGGCAAACAUAUUAGCAAUCCACCUGCCCAACCCAUCAUGACGGCGAACCCGAAGGACCUGACCCUUCUGACCCACGGACCUACCACCCUCAAGAGGAUGGACUACCAGACAUCAACACUGAUCGCCCAACGGACCCGGAGCAUGAUCACCGGCGGCCACAUCCCAACGGGCAAGGAGGCCUACUUGUUCGACGCACGAUACCCAAACCUGUGCUCCGACAUCACGUCCGCCAGCGACGGCCAUGAGGAGGGCGAGGAGUACUUUCUCAGCGAUGACCACAUGAGCUACAAGACGGGAGCAGAUGCCCACACCAGCCAAGCAUCCGCGUGGGCGCGCACGAUGUCCGGCCAUGGCUACGGGGAGUCCAAGAGGCGCGCGGCAUCCCGGAGCCGCAGCGCGGACUUCGAGAAGCGCCACAAGGGGGACAAGAGGAAGAAGGAGAAGAAGCAGCAGAGGGACCAGAGGGACGCCGAGGACCCGCGCGCGCGCAAGCGCCCGGCACGGUCCCGGAGCCGACGCGGCGGAGAGCGCGGCAGUGCGCCAGAGCCGCCGCCGGCGCGGGAGCCUCCAGCGAAGCAGGCGCAGCCGCAGCAGGGUGCCAAGCAGGAGGAGGCCGUGCUCGGCAGGACGAAGAGCGAGUCGGUGCCCGUGGCCGUCGCCCCGCGCGCGGCCUGGCGCGACGAGCUGGACAAGGGCAAAGCUGUUGAGGAAGAUGAUCCUCCUCUAGACGGGAUCGUCAUGGAGCCGGACGACGACGAGGUCGAGCGGAAGCUGGCCGAGAGCCGCGCGCGGCGAGAGGCGCUGAUAGCGAAGUGGGUGAACAAAGGGGAGGGUGCCAACGGGCAGGGGUCGCUAGAGACCCCGGACACGGGCAUGGACGCCGAGGCGUCGGACGAUUCCGACGGCGAGGCUUCCCCGACGGGGCCCGCGGAGAAGCGGGAGAAGCCCGACGAGCAGACGCUGGAGCAGAUGAAGGAGAUUCAGCGGUUCGUGCUUCAACAAAAGGCGGAGCACGACGACGAAAACGAAAUGUUCGACGAGAACAUCGACGAGAGCGCGCUGAAGCAGGGCAACGCGCUCAAGCAGUCGGCGGCGAUCUCCACCACAGGUGCGUCCGCGGACGACUGGGACGACAAGGAAGGGUACUACAAGGCGAAGAUCGGGGAGGUCAUGGGCGGGCGCUACCUCGUGACCGAGGACAAGUGCGGGCAGGGCGUCUUCUCGAACGUCGUGAAGUGCACCGACCAGCAGGACAAUAUACAGGUGGCUAUCAAGAUCAUGCGAUGCAACGACAUGAUGCGAAAGGCGGCGGAGAAGGAGAUCGACAUCCUGGAGCGGUUGGCCAAGGCCGACCGCGCCAAGAAGAGCAACGUGAUCCGCCUGAUUCGGACCUUCAGCUACCGCGGGCACCUGUGCCUCGUGUUCGAGUGCAUGUGGGACAACCUGCGGGUUGCCCUGAAGAAGUACACGAAGGAUAAGGGCAUGUCCCUGCAAGCGGUGAAGGCGUACACGAAGCAGCUGCUGAUUGCAUUGCGACACAUCCACAGGUCGGAUAUCAUCCAUGCGGACAUCAAGCCCGACAACAUCUUGAUUAGCGCUGGUCACAACAUCGUCAAGAUAUGCGACCUCGGCAGCGCCAUGGACCUCACAGAGGUGGAGCCCACGCCGUACCUUGUGAGUCGCUUCUACAGGGCCCCAGAGCUCUGCCUCUGCAAGGAGUACGGGCCGCCCAUUGACGUGUGGGCCCUGGGUUGCGCCUUGUUCGAGCUGUUCACAGGGAAGAUUCUCUUUCAGGGGAAGUCGAACAACGACAUGAUCAGAUUAUACAUGGAAGUCAAGGGGAAGCUUCCCCACAAGAUGAUAAAGAGUGGCUCGUUGUGGAAGCAGCACUUCAACGAAGACCUCGACUUCAGAUUUCAGGACGUGGACAAGGUGACCCGGAAAAAGAAGAUACGCACCAUCACGGAUUGGACGAAGCCGCGCAAGAUCGAGGACAUGGUCAUGCAGCGCAUCGGGACCGAGAAGCAGAAGUCCAGCGAUCCAGAGGACAUCCUUUACAUCAAGAAGGCGAAGCAGUUCGCCGACCUGAUGGACAAGAUGACGACCUGCGACCCCGAGAAACGGGUGUCCGCGGACGAGGCGCUGUCGCAUCCUUUCGUCACCGAGCCGGGACCUGGCGCCCCGGCGAAGGGCGGCUCCCAGGGCGACAAGGGCCCGAAGUCCAAGGAGGGCGCGCCCGCGCAGGGCAAGCCCAAAGACGCCAAGGGCUCUGGCAGAAGAUGA